Messenger RNA from Hypomesus transpacificus, 4808 nucleotides. It is a transcript of the gene plekhn1, whose product is annotated as pleckstrin homology domain containing, family N member 1. Gene Ontology annotation, cellular component: mitochondrial membrane; cytoskeleton. The record is from RefSeq and is a predicted model, not a curated record. Lineage: Eukaryota; Metazoa; Chordata; Actinopteri; Osmeriformes; Osmeridae. Gene Ontology annotation, molecular function: phosphatidylserine binding; cardiolipin binding; phosphatidylinositol phosphate binding. The transcript has 17 exons. Bases 1826 to 4090 code for a protein of 754 amino acids. Gene Ontology annotation, biological process: positive regulation of apoptotic process; response to hypoxia; 3'-UTR-mediated mRNA destabilization.
AUACAUACAUACACACUCACAAACCUUUAGAAACUUUUUUGGAGAAAAUAUUUUGUGAAAAACAUUUUGUCACAUUUCACAAAUAUCUUUUCACAAUUUAAGGCGUGAAAGUAAAAAGUAAAGUACUUCUACAGUACUUUCUACAGUAACAAAGUAUUUGUACUUCUUUACUUUCCAUCUCUGCUCACAUACAUUUGCCCACAUGCACGCUGUUAUUUAAGUAUUUGGUGAGAUAUGCUUUUUAACACCCUGAACAUAGGACUACCCACACACAUCUUUAGUCAAUUAAAUUAGAUGCCGUGUGCUGUUAAACCAGAGAACAUAUUUGAGGACGGAAAUGGUGUGCUUUCAAAAACAACGUUUUUCUGUUACUCAUGCGGUCCCAUUAAAGUGAUGAAGCUUUUCUGAAGUAAUUUUCUUCGUCCACAGAAACCGAUGUGAGAAGCAAAUGCAGACUCAUGUGAUAAGUAUUCAGGGUCAGAAAACAAUGUCGGCCAUGAGUCAAGCGAAACAACUCAUGCGUCCAGUCAGAAGACAGCAGUAACUAAUUCCCCCAAAGUAAUGCGUAGGGCAAAAUAUGAAUAGCCGGUUUUGUUUUAGCUGGACUACAAUGCUGUUUGUGUUGGCAAAGCACCCAUGAUUGUCCCCGUCUCUUUCUGAAAUGAGACACAACGUUCAAAGAAGAUUUGGCAGAUACCGGAUUUGUUGGGAAUUAAGAGAUUAAACAUCAUACAAGGGCCCACUCAAAAUAAAUGAAGCUAUUGACAAAGUUUACGCGGUGCACGUGUCUGCACUGAAACCUGUGGAUUCUUUCAGCAGCAGAGCAGACUCUCAAAACCUUGGCUCGAGCUCUUCUUUCUCUUCCUGAAUCCAACGGAAUUUUGGAAACCAGAGCGCGCACCGGCUAUUCUUCUAGUCUGUCAAAAACUCGUUAUGAAUUAUUUCCGCGGUCGACAACGUGUGUGACAGACAGGCGUGCGCGAUAACAAUUUGAUAAGUAAUCUAUGGAUUAUUAAUUUAAAGUGGCAUGUGACAUUAGUGCUAUUUGGGAUUUUAGUUUUACAAAGAACUAGGUGGUAGACUCCAUUAAACCACAAAAUGUUAAAUAGCAAGUUACAUCAAAAUUAGAUUAAUUUACAAGCAUUGUACUCCCAAUCAUCUGCAGUGAUGCCAAGCUUUAAUCUAUCAAAUUAGUCUCAACAUCCCUGUUUUCAGACAGUUCUUCUUUAGUUAGAUUAAGAUUCAUACAACAGAGUAUAGCUCUGCUGUGUAUUGCCCCCCUUGCCUGAUUCAAUCAGCCAAUCAUGGAGAAGACCUCCAGACACAUACAGUUUCUCCUUGAGGGUUUUAGGGUGAAGGUUUGAUUUGAUGUUGGGGUGUCCAGACAGGACUAGGGUUGUAAUCAGGUUGUAAUCUUGGAGACUGGAGGCAGGCAGACUGACACAGCGGGUUGUGACGAGCUGGUGAGUGCCGUGAGUCUGGGGAAGAUCUGUUCAAACUAACCUGUUUAGCAGGUCUGAACAACCUGACAGUUGUCGUAAGUGUGUGGGUGUCUGUGUGUGUUUGUAUGAGUGUGUGUGUGUGUGUGUGUGCCUGUUUUACAUCUUGACUACGACUUCAGGGCAGACGUUGACAGAAACCUGACCUAAGAUCUGGAGAGUGAGACGAGGCCAGGAUGAUGGAGAGAGAUGAUUCACCCCCUCUGACUGACCACACAGUCAUUGUCUGAAGAAACAUGGAGAUUACUCUGGACUGAUCAGCGAGGACGCGCAGCACAGGAACCCCGUAGAGGAGCGAGCAGCUCCCCAAAACACAGCCCAGCAACAUGGGGACAAGCAUGUCGUGCGUUCCCCAGCACAACUUCAGAUUCUCCAGCAAGAGUUUCAUUCGCAGGAACAGCAGUCGUCUGUUCCGGAAGAAGAACCCUCAGGAAGGUCAGGAGAAGUCCAACAGCAUCAUCAACAUCCUCUGCACCGUCACCCCACGCAAGGAUAUGUCUCAUAAAGACCUGCAGGCCAUCGACAGCAUGAAGUGGGACCCGCCGUUCCCGUAUGACCCGGCCAGCGGCUGGAAGAAGAGCAGCGUGAACGUGAAGAACUACGGCAGGAUGGUGCACAGCUCCAGGGUCCGCUUCCGCUUCCUGCACUGCCAGGAUGUGCAUGACUGCUACCUGGAUCUCUUCCAGACACACCUUCACUUCGUCUCAAACAACACAACUGGACUCACGUAUCAGGGAACUCUUCCUCUGAAGGAGCUCAGUAUCUGCAAACACAGCCAAACGCCCCAGGAGUACUCCUUCCAGGUCAACGGUGUCAGUCUGAACCCCAUCAUCGUCUUCUGUGCCAACCAGGAAGAGAUGGACAUGUGGUUUGAGCUGCUCAGGGAACAGAUUGAGGCCAACGGAGGGACUGCCAUCGCAGCUGAGACCUACACCAGGGUCAAGAACCCGGAGGUGAGCCAGGAGAACCGAGAGGACCUAAGGAACUCCAUCAGCAGGGAGCCCAUCUACGAGUGGGAGGGUUCCCAGAGAGAGAGCCUGGGCACCAUUACCUACGUCACCAAGGUCCGCCUGCAGCACCUGCCCUGCCAGGAACAGGGCGUCAGGCUGCUGGUGAUGUACCCCGCAACGCUCAUCAUCCUGUCUGAGGAGAGCGAUGGACUCUUCUACAAGGGUAAACUUCCACUCAACAUGAUCACAGUGACCACUCCCUGUCAGGAUGUGAAGCCCAACACCUUCAUGAUUGAGGGGAAGCUUAUUAACCCCAUCGUGGUGUCCUGCCGGUCGCAGGCCGAGUUCUGUGACUGGAUCCAGCACUUUAAAGCUGCUGACGUCCCUGUACUCAGCCCGCCGCCCCCCGUCUACGACAUCAUCUACACGCCCACGCAUACUAGAGAAGUUCCGGAGUUCGACAGGUGGAGCGGGAGCAGUCUGCGGAGGCGUGGCGGAUCUCUGAGUCUCAGCCAAUCACAGAGCGUACGCGGCUCCCACCACCUUCAGUUUCCGAGACCGGAGGACGACCCCCUCUCCCCCGGCUACACCCAGCCGCUACGCUACAGCUCUAGCCGCCCCUCCUCCACUGAGACGUCUCAGCUCGGCAGCCGAAGCAACAGUGUGUCCUCUCACGCCAGGCCCGAACGCGACCUCCGACCUCUGUCGCUACGCUACUCCUCCGCCCAGCGAGGUGCCCACCUCCCCCCCCCAGGGUCGUCCCCCGUAUACAACACCCCCUUCCUGCACGGCCAGCACCACGCCAACCCCCCUCGGAUGGACAAGGCCCCUCUGGUGAAGUCCAACAGCUGGAGCACAGCGCACACGUCCCUGCAGUUCUCUGGGGCCCCCCCCCAGCGUCACUCCGGCCUGUGCCCCCCCCAGCAGCCCCUUUCGCCCCUGUACGACGAGCCCUGCACCCCCGACAUCUACGCCCUGGAGGAGCAGAGCUCCAGACCUGCGCAGCAGCAGCAGCAGGACUGGCUGGCCUCACAGCAGCACACCCCCCAGCUGCUACCCUCCAGCUUCCAGCUACGCACCCCUCCCUUGGGCAGACGCUACCGUGGGAGCCUGGCCCUGCCUCAAGACCAGGGCCAGGGCCAGAGCCAGGGUCAGAGACUGGACCAGAGGCUGGGCCAGAACCAAGACCAGGGCCAAGGUCAGAGGCUGGGCCUGGGUCAGAGGCUGGGCCAGAGCCAGGGUCAGAGGCUGGGCCAGGGCCAGAGCCAGGGUCAGAGGCUGGGCCAGGGUCAGAGGCUGGGCCAGGGGCUAGGGGUGGAGGCUCUGUACAGCCAGGUGAACCAGCGGGCUGAGGCAGUAUCCAGGCUGAAGCUGCUGCCUGCCCCCAACACAGCCGCUCAAGAGCAGAGACUCUUCCCAUCCUCCACCAACAACCUACAGUACGCUUACUCACCAGAUCAUCUCUCCUACCUUGAACCCAGAGAACCAGAUGACCAGGAAAUGGACUAUGACAACAUUUGGGAGUACGACUAUAAUACCGGGAUGAUUCAACCCAUGUCUGGAAUUUUGACACACCGGACGGGAUUAGAUUCCGGGGCCAGAGGCAUGAGUGCCGUGGCAACGCAUCAGAGAUGGUCGUAAAAUCGGAACAAUAGCUCCGUCACCCGUCUGGACGCGUAUAAACAACAGAUCGGUAUCGCUGCCCCUCGCAGAACCAACUGUCAAAACCCCUCUCGCUUCCUGCGCUGCGACGAACGAUGAGCCCGCUGCAAUAGUUUUACGCGUUAGAAGAACGUUGUUGUGAACGGCGAUGCGUUACCGAGGCAACGCCGUGUUUACUGUGUACGUGUUGAUAUGAGGCAAUGGAAGCAGUAAUACUAUGACGUUAAACACACUGGUAGGAUACGACCACUCGCCUGUUAGAUGUAGCAUUGAAGAUUAAAGUUUAACAUUUUAGUUUCUAUACGUGAAAGCUUGAAAAUGUACAUAUUUUUAUACUUUUUUGCAUUAAGAUCUUAAUCAGUUACGGCUUUUAGCUCAAUUGUAACGUUUGUAUUAUUUAUGGUCUAUUUCCCGCAGAAAGCCAUCCUGUUUACAUGUUUUGUUAUUUUACUUAUUUAAUUAAUAUAAUAUGGUAUGACAGCUUUUCUGUGUAAGCAUUCCAUCAAGCAAUUUUAAGUAGCCUACAGUUAUUUAUUUUACCGAAAGAUUACACUGCAAAGUUUGGUAGCUUGAAUGGACGUCCUGGUUGUGCUAUAAUGUAGAUAUUUGUAUCUAUUAAGACAUUGCGUAUGGCUAUUUUCAGUAAUGUUGUGUGAGGUGUUUAUUUAUAUUUGGAAAUAAAAACAUUAUAAUAUUG